Messenger RNA from Balearica regulorum gibbericeps (East African grey crowned-crane), 790 nucleotides. NCBI's taxonomy places the organism in Eukaryota, Metazoa, Chordata, Aves, Gruiformes, Gruidae. The record is from RefSeq and is a predicted model, not a curated record.
AUGGGGCUGUACCUUUCUGAGAACAAGCCUGAGACUGCAGCUGUGCUGAAGCGCACUGUUGAGGCUCUUAUGGAGAGAGGAGCUGUGGUGAGGAACCUGGAAAACCUGGGAGAAAGGUCUCUACCUUACAAAAUCUCUAAGCACAAGGAGCGCCACAGAAGAGGAGGGUAUUUUUUGAUAGACUUAGAGGGCCCACCAUCGAUUGUGUCGACCAUGAUGGAUCAUUUAGGACGUGAUAUUGAUAUAAUUAGACGUGGUUUUAUAAAGCAUCCCGUAUCAAAGACAGAAGAAUGCAGUGGCAUAAUCCCAGUCAACUAUGAAGAUAAACUAAUUGCCAACAAAAAGUGAAUAUUCCAAAUAGCAUGUUUGAAACAUUUGAAAAUUUUUUUUAUUCCUGCUUUGGAAAACAAUUGUGGUAACUAAUGUCCAUCAAAAAUAAUCAGGUUUGGCCAUGUUAUGUGUGUGGUAUAGUACACUAUCUUAAGUUAUUGUAACAUUUGAGGUUUCUUUUUGUUUCAAAGAAUUUGAAUAGACUUAAUCUGUAUGCUUAUCUUGGUAUUUGACAACCUGAAAAUUGAUUUUCUUUUCUAUUAGACCAUUACAUUGAUACUGAAGAUUUAUCCAUCAUCAGAAUGCUAAAAAUAGCAUUCUUUUCUAAAGACAGAUUACUUCAGAAUAUGUAUAUUUACAUAAGAGAUUAAGAAGUCUACAGUGUAAAUAUAGCAGCAUAGGAUGUGAUUUGUUUGAUGGGUUUUUGCUUGGUUAUGGAAAAAGGUAAUAAAAGCAUGAU